AUGGCGAGACUGGGGAGACUUGGCUGGGGACGUACAGCGUUCAAAGCCACUCUUGCCUUUUGCACAAUCAUGGCUCUCGCAUUUUUGAGCCCGCUUGGCUCUGCUUCUCCACGAGGAUUUUCAAUUGAAGAUCCUCCAGUUCUUGUAUCGCCGGUCCAAACAGCUAGACAGAAUGCGAUUGCGGCUGCGUUUCAACACGCUUGGAAUGGGUAUUCUAAAUACUGCUUCGGUCACGAUACUUUACAUCCUGUUAGCAAUACUUGCGAGGAUGACUUUGGUGGGUACGGCGCUACAGCCAUCGAUUCCUUGCCGACCGCCAUCAUGUUUGGCAACGAAGAAGUAGCAGUCCAGAUCCUGAAUUUUAUCGCUGCUUUGGAUUUCAAGGUGGUCAAAGGAGGUUCUAGGAUCCAGGUGUUUGAGGUCACUAUUCGACACUUUGCCGCCAUGAUCUCAGCCUGGGAUUUGCUUCAUGGUCCAUUCUCUCACAUGGUCACUAAUCCAGAUCUUCGACACGCGUUAUACGUCCAAAUGACUACGUUGGGGGAUGCGCUGAGCUGUGCUUUUGACACUCCAAGUGGCGUUCCUCGCGACUGGGUUGAUCCUGCGUUAUGUCAGACAGACAAAGCCACCCAGAAUACUAUAGCCGGCGCUGGAACUAUGAUACUCGAGUUCGCAAGAUUAUCAGACAUUACUGGAAACCAGACCUAUGCCCACCUGGCUCAAACUGCCGAAGAAUAUCUGCUGAAGCCACAGCCAGCAACUGGCGAGCCGUAUCCGGGACUCCUUGGCUCCUUCAUCAGCGUGGAGACCGGACAAAUUCUGGGCUCAAAGGGUAGCUGGGGUGCUUUUGCAGAUUCCUUUUACGAAUAUCUAAUAAAGGCAUAUCUAUACAACAGCGAUCUUUACCAGUCCUAUCUGGAACGAUGGCUCAUUGCAGCAGAUUCGACGAUUCGUUCGAUUGGGUCGCAUCCCUAUGGUCACCCAGAGUGGACGUUGCUAUCAUCCUGGGACGGAGGCAAUCUGCAGAAUUCUAUGGAGUCGCUUUCCUGGUUUGCUGGUGGAAACUUUAUUCUUGGCGGAAUGGUCACGAGCAACCAGACUCUUGUAGACUAUGGUCUCUCGAUCGCAGACGCAGCAGGUGCUAUAUACGAGUCAACCAAAACCGGCCUUGGGGGAGAAUUCGUGACCUGGUCAACCACCUGCGAGGCCAGCGAAAACAAUCCCUGCGACCCCAACGAGGCCAUUCGACUCACUGACGGAAGGUUCCGAUUACGGCCUGAGGUUUUGGAGACAUGGUAUUAUGCUUAUCGAGCGACCAAAGAUCCAAAAUAUCAAGAUUGGUCUUGGGCUGCAUUCGAAUCCAUCAAUCGCUAUUGUCGGACGGAUUCUGGCUUCAGCUCACUCACUGACGUAAAUGCCGACGAAGGGGGAAGUAAAGGCGACGUACAAGAGAGCUUUGUCUUUGCCGAAGUGAUGAAAUAUGUGUAUCUCACACAUUUGGAGGAUGCCCCAUAUCAUGUCCAAGACAGCCGAGGGAGCACGAAGAACACAUGGGUCUACAAUACAGAAGCACAUCCGUUACGUGUUGCGGGUCCUCCACGAUAAUGAUAACAACAAGACACGUACAGCCAGGGAGUUACGGAGGACAUGGAGUAUCUUACUUACAAUCAAUAAUAGAUACCAUGGGUG
This is a messenger RNA of Aureobasidium pullulans EXF-150, 1689 nucleotides long. Its product is annotated as glycoside hydrolase. NCBI's taxonomy places the organism in Eukaryota, Fungi, Ascomycota, Dothideomycetes, Dothideales, Saccotheciaceae. Gene Ontology annotation, cellular component: endoplasmic reticulum; Golgi membrane. Gene Ontology annotation, biological process: carbohydrate metabolic process; N-glycan processing. Bases 1 to 1605 code for a protein of 534 amino acids. Gene Ontology annotation, molecular function: calcium ion binding; mannosyl-oligosaccharide 1,2-alpha-mannosidase activity. The record is from RefSeq and is a predicted model, not a curated record. The transcript is spliced from 4 exons.